Molecule: messenger RNA, 699 nt
Organism: Sporisorium graminicola
Lineage: Eukaryota; Fungi; Basidiomycota; Ustilaginomycetes; Ustilaginales; Ustilaginaceae
Exons: 3
Coding region: 1-699 (232 amino acids)
Molecular function (GO): protein binding
Source: RefSeq, a predicted model, not a curated record
AUGAUCGCCAACCUACCAGCACACGAGAAGCAAGCCUUCUUCGGCAUUCUCGACGAAUACUUUGCGUCUCGUCCACACCUCCUACCCACGUCCGGCGCUGCAUCGCCCAGCGCUGCUCCCCCUCAACGCGGCGUGGCAGGCUUGACGGAUCGAACCACCGCUGCAGCAGGCAACGCAGCCGGUUCUGCCGCAAGCGCCGCCGUUUCCAAUGCGCUGAGAGAUCAGUUUUCUCGUACGGGCAUCACAUCUAAAGGUCCACCACCCCCCGCACCGAGUGCCAGCAAGAAACCCGCCUUCGGCGCACCGGCAGGGUUGGUUAGCGGGAAGACACUGGGAUCGCUCAACUUGGGCGCACGAACGAUAUCAAGCCAGCAAAUCCCCGCAGCAAGCCCACCAGCUACCGCCAAUGCAAGAACAUUGCCACCACCAGCAAGAACAGGCGCGAGCAUCCCUUCUCCCGCUCCACCAGCAGCACCAGCAGCACCAUCAGCCACAGCAAGCAUCCUUCCCGAAGGCGCAAUCGGCACCGCUCAGGUGCUGUACGACUACGGCGAUGGCACGGAUCCAGACGAUCUCACAGCGUCGGAGGGCGAGCAUAUCUACUUGACCGAGAAAAUCUCGGACGACUGGUGGAGGGGCAUGUCCCAGGAUCAGGCUCGUCAGGGGAUCAUCCCGACUAGCUAUGUGCGACAGCUGUGA